Molecule: messenger RNA, 1278 nt
Organism: Fragaria vesca subsp. vesca
Lineage: Eukaryota; Viridiplantae; Streptophyta; Magnoliopsida; Rosales; Rosaceae
Product: pseudouridine-5'-monophosphatase-like
Exons: 6
Coding region: 128-973 (281 amino acids)
Biological process (GO): glycerol biosynthetic process
Molecular function (GO): sn-glycerol 3-phosphatase activity
Source: RefSeq, a predicted model, not a curated record
GGGCUAAGAUGCUUCUAGUAAACCUGUUUCGUUGCAAAUUGUCUUUGCCAUUGUGAUUCGCUUAUAUAUAUAAGCGCCGACGGUCCAGUUUUGUUUGCAAUUUGGAUCCAAGUGAAUCUCAUUCUCUAUGCCAAGAAUCCUUUGCCAGCGACUAGCCUUCCCAAUUCCCAUAGCCAGUACUACAUCACCAAAACACUUCCUUCACUUCUCCACCAAAUCUCUCAACUUCCCCAAAAACCCAAGACCUCAUUUGGCCAUGGCUAAUCCCUCUGCACCCAGACCAUCAAUCACCCAUGUCAUUUUCGAUAUGGACGGCCUCUUACUCGACACAGAGAAGUUUUAUACUGAAGUCCAGGAAAUUAUACUUGCUAGGUUUAAUAAAACCUUUGAUUGGGAUCUGAAAGCAAAAAUGAUGGGAAAGAAAGCAAUAGAAGCUGCUCGGGUCUUUGUUGAAGAGACUGGAAUUAGUGACUCUCUUACGGCUGAGGCCUUUCUAGUUGAAAGGGAGGCAAUGCUGCAGAAAUUGUUUCCAACAAGUGAGCUGAUGCCAGGAGCCAGCAGGUUGAUCAGACAUCUACAUGCAAAAGCAAUACCCUUUUGCUUGGCAACAGGCUCUAAUAAGCGACAUUUCGAAUUGAAAACACAAAGCCAUCGUGAACUUUUUUCAUUGAUGCAUCAUGUUGUCAACGGUGACGACCCAGAAAUUAAACAAGGCAAACCCUCACCAGAUAUUUUCCUUGCAGCGUCCAAACGCUUUGAGGGUGGGCCAAUAGAUCCAAGUAAAUGCCUUGUGUUCGAAGAUGCACCCUCUGGAGUUCUUGCAGCUAAGAAUGCUGGAAUGUCUGUUGUAAUGGUUCCCGAUCCAAGGUUGGACAGCUCUUAUCAUGAUGCUGCAGACCAAGUUUUGGGGUCCUUGUUGGAUUUAAACCCAAGUGAUUGGGGUUUGCCUCCAUUCGACAAUUCAGCGAGCUAAACUGUUCUUAUGCUGCAUCUGGGGAACAAUGGGUAAUUUAGAUUUUUUGGACGUUUUGCCACACCUGCCACACCCAGAAAUCCAAAAUAUCAUUGCAUUAUACUAAAAUUGGUCAGACACUUAACACUUUGACUUCUAUUUUUGUUGUCGUUUCAAGAUUAGCGGUUGAUUCAUUUGCUUAUUUUGAUAGCUUUUACAUAUCAGAGCUAUUGACAUGUUCUGCAUGACUAAACUUGCAUCAAUUGUAUUGUAUUAAAAAAAAAUUGUUGAGUUUAUCUUGUAAUAAAUUUGGUAGAAAAUUGAUU